UCAAUAUAUACAAGCUUUAAAGAUUUUCUUCUAACUCUACUUUGGCCACGGGUAGUCCAUCGAACAGAUCCAGGCUGAAACAUUUAGGUAGUCACCAAUAGAAUUUCAUCGUACUGUAGAAGGAUUUUAAAUUUUAAUGAGCGAAUCAAAUCGAUUAUGAUACAUCUUAAAGUUGGUAAUAUGGAGUAAACGAUAUUUUUUAAUGUCAUUGUAUGUUGCAGUUGAAGGAAGAAUAAGAUGUUGGAAUAUAAAAAUAUUUGUAUAAAUAUACUGUCUAAUAGCAUGAUAUUUUUAAUCUUGUUUAAUCUUAUUUAAUAUUUAUAUCUAUAUAUAUAUUUUUUGUAUUAUUUCCAAUUAUUCGUUUUUCAUAAUAUUUUUGUAAAAAGAAUUUAAGAUGCAAGACAAUUAUAACUCUUCCAGCUGUCACUUUAAAUGGGCUGGAUUAUUUAUAUUUGGACGAAUGAGAUUUCAAGCAUAUAUAUAAAUUACGUAUAAUAUAUGAUAAUGAAAAUGAUAAAUUACAAACAAGAUAGUGAUGUAUAUAUUCUUAAUUUUUUAUUAUAAACUAGGAACUAUAUUACCAAUUACAGGUUUUUUUAAAUAUCUAACGAGUUACUUUUAAGCAAUAUGAGACGUGCCAGAAUAAAAGCAUUAGCCACAGUACCAGUGCGUCGAAAGACGACACAAAACAUAGUUACAGAUGAAACGGAUAAUAGCAAUGAAAAUAAAAACGAUGAUAAUAAAGAUAACGAUAAUAAAGAUAAUAAUAAGGAUAAGAAGGAUAAUAGUGAUAAUAAAGAGCAAAGUGAUAUUAGUAACCAAGAGGAUACACCUGCAAGUGUUUGUCAAGAAAAUGACGCAUCAGAAGAAUCAAAUAGUAAGGAGAAAGCAAUAAUAAAUGAAUCUCAUAAAAUACAAGAACGUGUCGAAGAGAAGCAAAACGUUCAAUCUAAUUCCAUAGAACUAAACAGUCCACAAGUAACUCAUCCCCCUGAAGUUCCUAAUACAAAUAUAAAUGUGUUAGGAUCACCAACUAAGACUGCGCAGAAUCGAUCUUGUUUUAUGAGACCUGUACCAAGAUUAAAUAAUAGCGGUCGAAUAAGAAGCAACAGUAUUCAAGGUAGCGGGGCUAGUGCAAGCGAAUCGGAAGAUGAUAGUAAAAGGAUAAUUAAUAACGUAACAAAUAGAACGCGCAAUGAUUCAGUGUGUUCCAUUCAAAGCAGUAAAGAAGUUAAUUCUAAUAAUGUAUCGAGCAAUGCUACUACUAAAUUAAAAACUGGUCAAAAGAGACGUAUAUUAAUAUCAGAAUCGGCAAGAAAGUUAGCCGAAGCUAGAAGAGAAUUUCUCUUAAAACACGAGAACAAAACACCGGAUAGAACGAAGCUUACAAUGUACGAUUUAAUAUAUUAUAAUCCUGUUACAAAUCCUAUGAAAAAAUCAAAGGAACCGGGUAUAAGUCACAUAGACAGAGAUUCUAUUUCUCAAAUCGAUGAAUUAGAAGAGGAAGAAAGGGAAGAUGAUCCGUCAUCUAUGCCAGUACCACAAGUAAAAGUUGGUCCGGAUGGACAGCUGAUAAUAGAUGAACAAAGUUUAGUAAUAGAGCAAUCGCAUGCAAAGAAAAGUCGUGAAGUGUUAGCUAAAAAAGCGAUAAUCGAUGAUGAUAACUAUGGAUCAGGUUUUUAUAAAAGACGUCCGAAAGGAAAAGAAUGGCCAAAAUGGGAAACAUUGAAAUUCUACAAGGCAUUAAAUAUAGUCGGUACAGAUUUCUUAUUGAUGCAAACUCUCUUUCCAAAUAGAACGCGACAAGAAAUUAAAUUAAAAUAUAAAAAAGAGGAAAGAAUGAAUAGAAGAUUAAUCGAGAAGGCAUUAGAAUAUCAUCAAGAAUUUAGUCCUGAAAUGGAAGAAGAAUUAGCGAAAUUUGAAGCAUCGACUCGGCAACAAUUUUACAUGGAACAGGAAACGGAUAUGAAGAAUAAAGAAAAAAAGAAAUUAAAAAGAAGAGUGGGGUCUCGAUUUGCAGCAAGAAGUGUAGGAGAAGCGACGGUAACGGAUGACGAGAUAACAGAAUCAGAAAUGUCAGAAAUACAACAUAAAGAUAUCGAGGCGAAUAAUAAUCAGUUUUUACAGAGGCCAAGGAAACGUCUUAAAUCAAGUGUCAAAAGGACGGAUGAAGUUACAGAGGAGGGUAAAAAUGCAUGUUCAACAUCUGGUCCUGAGUCAGAUAGCGAUGCAGAGAUUUAUCAAAUCAGACCUACCAGAUCUGGUAGAGUGCCAAGAGUUAGAAAAUUACAAGGUCCUGAUAUAAAUAACUUGCAUAGUACUGGUACAGAACAAUCGGAACAUUCUGAAGGAAUAUUAUUAGAGAAUAACGAGGAAACUGUAAAAUCUACAAAUACCAGCAAUGAUACUGUUAUCAAUAACGAAGUGUAUCCCGAUGUCAUCACAUCCGCUAUUCCUAAUAUCGGUGAAGUAGAACCAGGUUCGGUAGUUAUUUUAUCAAAGGAAUCUCCUGAAGAACCUGGUGAAACCGUGUUACAAGUAUAUAUGGUUAGUUCUAACGUCGACGCAUUAAAUAUUCCGAUUGAGAACGAUAUCGUUCCUAUAAAAACGCAAUCCGAAGUUUUGGCUACAACACCGAACGCCUCCGAAGUGAAAUCGAUCGUAGGGAAAAAAGAACAAGAAUGUGAGAGAGAUUUGUUAUAAAUUAUUUUAUAUUUCUUUUAAUUUUUUUUUGUCCCAAUGAGAGAAUAAGGUUCUAACAGAUGAUAUUGUGUAAAAAGUAUCGGUACAUUAUAUAUAAUAUAUUAAAUAUAUAUAAUAUAUUAAAUAUGUGUGUGUAUAUAUAUAUAUA
Molecule: messenger RNA, 2851 nt
Organism: Vespula pensylvanica (western yellowjacket)
Lineage: Eukaryota; Metazoa; Arthropoda; Insecta; Hymenoptera; Vespidae
Gene: Bdp1
Product: transcription factor TFIIIB component B'' homolog
Exons: 7
Coding region: 628-2703 (691 amino acids)
Biological process (GO): RNA polymerase III preinitiation complex assembly
Cellular component (GO): transcription factor TFIIIB complex
Molecular function (GO): TFIIIC-class transcription factor complex binding
Source: RefSeq, a predicted model, not a curated record